AAAAUACAGUUUUGGUAUUCAGUCCAUUAAAUAAUUAGAACUCAGACGAAGCAAGUAUCAUAGCAUCUGUCUGAAUUUUAAAAGGUCAUUGCUUCCGGUGAUACAGAAGAUCUGAAAAAAUGUUGCUGGCUGUUCUCAUCGCCAAUCCCGAGGGCAAUAUUCUCGUCGAACGGUUUAAUGGUGUACCGGCUGAAGAAAGGUUGCAUUGGCGAUCUUUUUUAGUUAAACUUGGAGCAGAUAACCUUAAGGGGAUUAAGAACGAGGAGCUCCUUGUUGCUUGUCACAAAUCAGUCUAUAUUGUCUACACUGUGCUUGGAGAUGUAAGCAUAUAUCUUGUUGGCAAGGAUAAUUAUGAUGAACUUGCCUUGUCAGAAGCAAUCUUUGUUAUAACCUCAGCUCUAAAGGACGUAUGCGGGAAGCCUCCAACCGAACGCCUUUUCUUGGAUAAGUAUGGAAAAAUCUGCUUAUGUUUUGAUGAGAUUGUAUGGAAGGGUUUGUUGGAGAACACAGACAAGGAGAGGAUCAAGCGGCUCAUCAGGUUAAAGGCUCCUACUGAAUUCUGAUCAGGAAACUAGUGCCACUGGAUCUGCUGAAGACAGUACUUCCCAGCUCCUGUGUACAUUGUGUGUUUUAUAGCAUCUACCUUGAAACAUCUCCACCAUGAUGGGAUCAUUGUCUGCUUGUAAACUUGUCAUGAGUGUACUUUAUCCAGCCAUGUUCAAUUCAUCUAUUUUUAAACCUUUUA
Daucus carota subsp. sativus is the source of this 745-nucleotide messenger RNA. RefSeq lists its product as uncharacterized. The coding region runs from base 120 to 563 and encodes 147 amino acids. Gene Ontology annotation, biological process: retrograde vesicle-mediated transport, Golgi to endoplasmic reticulum; intracellular protein transport; intra-Golgi vesicle-mediated transport. NCBI's taxonomy places the organism in Eukaryota, Viridiplantae, Streptophyta, Magnoliopsida, Apiales, Apiaceae. The transcript has 5 exons. The record is from RefSeq and is a predicted model, not a curated record. Gene Ontology annotation, cellular component: COPI vesicle coat.